Molecule: messenger RNA, 789 nt
Organism: Ctenocephalides felis (cat flea)
Lineage: Eukaryota; Metazoa; Arthropoda; Insecta; Siphonaptera; Pulicidae
Product: farnesol dehydrogenase-like
Exons: 6
Coding region: 1-750 (249 amino acids)
Source: RefSeq, a predicted model, not a curated record
AUGGAUCGUUGGCAGAAUAAAGUAGCUGUGGUGACCGGAGCAUGUUCCGGAAUUGGUCAAGCUGUGGCCAAAGAUCUCUUGAAGGCUGGAAUGAAAGUUAUUGGUUUAGACAUUAAAGCAAAUAAAAAUGAGCAAUGUACUAUUGGUGAGUUCUAUCUAAAAGCUUGUGAUAUUUCUAAAGAAGAUGAGGUAAUUGAGUCAUUCAAAUGGCUUAGAGAAACUUUUGGUGGCGUUGAUGUUUUAGUGAAUUGUGCUGGAAUAGUCAGAAAAAAUAUGUUAACAAAUCCUGGAAAUGCAGAAGACUUACGAAAAGUCUUAGACAUCAAUGUAUUAGGACUAUGCUUCUGCACCAGAGAAGCUUUUAAUUCUAUGAAAGAGCGCGACGUUGCUGGUCACAUAAUUCAUAUCAACAGUUUAUAUGGACAUUCGAUUUCUGCUAAUCAUAAUACACCACCUACAAUGAAUAUGUAUCCAGCAUCAAAAUACUGUGUUACUGCUUUAACUGAAUUACUUCGACAAGAAAUGAUGUAUCUUCAAAGCAAGACAAAAGUCACGAGUAUUAGUCCAGGAGUUGUAAAUACUGGUAUUUUGAAUGAUAUAUUUCCUGAACCCGAUCGAAAGGAAUUCUUCAAUCAAAAUCCACAUCUGCAACCAGAAGACAUUUCACAAGCAAUUAUGUACUGUUUAAGCACACCAGAACAUGUCCAGGUUCAUGAGCUGACUAUACGCCCUAUUGGAGAUAAGUUUUAGGAAAAAAUAUUUCAUUUAUUUAUUUGCAUAAAAACGGCG